Trematomus bernacchii (emerald rockcod) is the source of this 2148-nucleotide messenger RNA. RefSeq names its product transforming growth factor, beta 2 (gene tgfb2). NCBI's taxonomy places the organism in Eukaryota, Metazoa, Chordata, Actinopteri, Perciformes, Nototheniidae. The transcript has 7 exons. Gene Ontology annotation, biological process: SMAD protein signal transduction; BMP signaling pathway; transforming growth factor beta receptor signaling pathway. Gene Ontology annotation, molecular function: growth factor activity; type III transforming growth factor beta receptor binding; type II transforming growth factor beta receptor binding. Gene Ontology annotation, cellular component: extracellular region. The record is from RefSeq and is a predicted model, not a curated record. Bases 888 to 2114 code for a protein of 408 amino acids.
UGCAGCGCUGUCCCAAUGGGCACAGCGAGCGCUCCUAUUUACAAUAAAAGCUCUGUAACGUGGAUUGAAGGGGUUCCCUGCUCCCACACUGAUGACCACAGCCUCGGAGUGAAGGGCGCGGAGGAGAAGCACGUGCGAACUUCAGUCCUUUAUAACUCUCCAACUCUGCUGUCCGCUUGGCACGCGCAAAGACGAGCCGUUCCCAGACUAGAUGGGUUGAACGCUAUGCAGUCGCCCCGAAGGCAAACUCCGAGCUGGAAGACUUUUUCACACUGAAAUCUCACUUCUUUAUGGAUUAUUGAUUUAAAUACUUGGAUUAAAGUUCACAACUAGGACAUCAGGACUGCGUCUGGGUUCGGGUAUUUUUUUUUAAGACCACUAUAGAAUAUGCCAAGAGGAUAAAAAGCAUCGUGUCGCACAUCCACUCUCUGACGGAUAGGAACCUGGCUGAGGUGCGGGUGGAGCGCGCGGAUGCGGUGGAGGUGUGCGCAGACCCGCAGGCUGUGCGUCCCGCUGACCAGACCCUCAGCUGUCUCUAACUCUCCUCUUCUCCUCCAUAUGUCUCAGAUGCUUCGGGUGGCCGCACGUCCCCCCACGGCACCAUCCAGCUGCACCUUUACGCACUCCGGCUGUGAGAUCACCGCCAUCCAGGAAUAGAUCCUCGCGAUCCUUUCUGACCGAAUAUCAGCUCUGUUUGUCUGCGGGGACAGUUGAAUGGAUUUUCAAGUACACUUUACAGAAACUGUGGAAUUAGAAAAAUACAAUUUUUGGAGACAUAAAGGCGCUUUACUUAGACUUUCGAACGAGAAAUGUGUCUGCCUGGAGAUAUUUAAAUCGCUUUGGUGAACUUUUUUCUGUUUUAUUAUUUGAGAUUUGAAGAGGAGAAAAUGAACCUGUGUGUGGUCAGUCUUCUCCUCACUCUGGAUCUAGCCGCCGUGGCGCUCAGCCUGUCCACGUGCAGCACGCUGGACAUGGAUCAGUUCAAGAAGAAGCGCAUCGAGGCCAUCCGAGGGCAGAUCCUGAGCAAGCUGAAGCUCAGCAGUCCGCCGGAGGACUUCCCCGAGCCCGAGGAGGUGUCCCGGGACAUCGUCGCCAUUUACAACAGCACGCGCGACCUUCUGCAGGAGAAGGCAAACGAGCGCGCGGCGACGUGCGAGCGCCAGCGCAGCGAGGAGGAGUACUACGCCAAGGAGGUGCACAAGAUCGACAUGCAGCCAGUAUACCCGUCAGAGAAUGUAAUCUCUCCCACACACUUCAACCCUUACUUCAGGCGGCUGACGUUUGAUGUGUCCUCCAUGGAAAAGAACGCCUCCAACCUGGUGAAGGCUGAGCUCAGGAUCUUCCGUCUUCAAAACCACAGGGCCCGGGUGUCUGAGCAGCGCAUUGAACUGUACCAGAUUUUAGGACACAAAGACCUGACGUCCCCGACGCAGCGAUAUAUAGACAGCAAGGUGGUACGAACACAGACGGAGGGCGAGUGGCUCUCCUUCGAUGUGACGGAGGCAGUGAGUGAAUGGAUGAACCACAGAGACAGAAACAGCGGUUUCAAGAUCAGCCUGCACUGUCCAUGCUGUACCUUUGUGCCAUCAAAUAACUACAUUAUUCCCAACAAGAGUGAGGAGCUGGAAGCACGCUUUGCAGGUAUUGAUGACAGCUUCGUCCAUAGUGCAGCGGUGCCUAAGCACAGAUCCCGGGCUCCACACCUCCUGCUCAUGCUGCUGCCUUCAUACCGGCUGGAGUCACAUUCCCACCAAACCAACCAUCGAGCCAAGAGAGCUCUGGAUGCUGCCUAUUGCUCCAGAAACGUUCAGGACAACUGCUGCUUACGCUCUCUCUACAUCGACUUUAAGAAGGACCUCGGCUGGAGGUGGAUCCACGAGCCAAAGGGCUACGAGGCCAACUUCUGUGCCGGGGCCUGUCCCUAUCUGUGGAGCGCCGACACCCAGCAUUCCAAGGUGUUAGGCCUGUAUAACACGAUCAACCCUGAAGCUUCGGCAUCGCCCUGCUGCGUAUCCCAGGACCUGGAGCCCCUCACUAUCCUCUACUACAUCGGCAAGACCCCCAAAAUAGAGCAGCUCUCCAACAUGAAGGUCAAGUCCUGCAAAUGCAGCUGAAAGAACUUACAAAGCAGCAGCACACACACACACA